Molecule: messenger RNA, 1278 nt
Organism: Talaromyces marneffei
Lineage: Eukaryota; Fungi; Ascomycota; Eurotiomycetes; Eurotiales; Trichocomaceae
Exons: 3
Coding region: 1-1278 (425 amino acids)
Biological process (GO): carbohydrate metabolic process; fungal-type cell wall organization
Cellular component (GO): fungal-type cell wall
Molecular function (GO): glycosyltransferase activity; chitin binding; hydrolase activity, hydrolyzing O-glycosyl compounds
Source: RefSeq, a predicted model, not a curated record
AUGGUUCGUUUCACUACGGUUGCCGUUGCAGCUUUGACUGCUUCGGUAGCUUCUGCCGCCAUCGCUUGUGGCGGCGGCACCAAGUGCCCUGAUUCAGUACCUUGCUGUUCCCAAUACGGCCAAUGUGGUACCGGUGCUUACUGUCUCGGUGGUUGCGAUCCCCGCAACUCCUUCUCGUUGAACUCUUGUACACCAGAGCCGAUCUGCCAGAGCAAGACCUUCAAAUCCUUUGACAACUUGGACGGCAUGGCUAGCAUCGACAAAUAUCUUGGAAACGCUACUGAGUACGAUUGGAUGUACAGUGGGACACCAUUGACUCACAAUGGAGAGCUUAUCCUUGCCAUGGGCAACGGAAGUGUUGGUACUUUGGUUUCCUACAACCAUUAUAUCUGGUACGGAAAAGUCUCCGCUAUGUUGAAAACUUCUCGAGGUGCUGGUGUUGUCACCGCUUUCAUUCUGAUGUCCGACGCGAAAGACGAAAUUGACUACGAAUUUAUCGGCGCAAACUUGACUACUGCUCAGACCAACUUCUACUUCCAGGGUCUCCUCGACUACCACAACGGGGUCAAUGCUACCAUUGACUCCAACUCUUUCGACAACUACCACCUAUAUGAGAUUGAUUGGACCCCCGAUGCCGUCACCUGGUAUCUCGACGGAAAGUCUGUCCGUGUUUUGAAAAAGACAGACACGUACAAUGCGACUUCCAAAAAUUUCGAGUACCCUCAAACUCCUUCUCGUCUCCAAUUGUCUCUCUGGCCUGGUGGUCUGGCCUCCAACGCCCCGGGUACUAUUGCAUGGGCCGGUGGUGAAAUCGACUGGAACAGUCAGGAUAUGAAGGAUCCUGGUUACUACUAUGCGAUCUUCAGCAGUAUUAGCAUCACUUGCUACGACCCUCCUGCUGGUGCCAAUGUCAAGGGCGGAAAUGCGUACAUUUACACCAGCCCUACGCUCACAAACGACACAGUUCAGAUCGUCAACAACAGCACUGUCUUAUCAAGCUUUGCAAACACUGGUCUAAACAUGACUGCAGGUGCCUCUACAGCCUCGGCAUCUGCCUCGACUGUCCCAAACAGUAUCCCUGGCCAAAGUGGCGGUGACGGCGCUCACGGCGCCGGUAAUCCAAGCGGCUCAACAACAUCAUCCAGCGGGCCCGCAUCGACUGGUUUCAGCCAGGGCACUGGCAGCACUAAGACUGGAACGGCCUCAGUCAACGAGAACAUGUUCCAAAGCUCAAUCUUUGCUGUUCUCGUUGCGGUCGUCGCUUUGGUCGCUCUGUAA